Messenger RNA from Lepisosteus oculatus (spotted gar), 1466 nucleotides. The record is from RefSeq and is a predicted model, not a curated record. Lineage: Eukaryota; Metazoa; Chordata; Actinopteri; Semionotiformes; Lepisosteidae.
AUGGAAAACAGCCCCUCACCCAGCGCCCGGGCUCUCUGCUGCUGUCUCUCCGUGUCCGGGGGCUCGGGGCGCUCACAGCCCGAGGAGGAGGAAGGGGGUGAAGAUGACGUGUCGCCGGAUCUUAGGAGGCGCCUGUCCGGUGCUGUGUCCUACACUGUUGUGGUCUCCUCCUCCUCCUCCUCCUCGCACGGCGAGAGCGCCGAGCCGCCGGACACGGGAAGCACACCCUCCCCCUCCACGCUGUCUGUGAGCACCAGCACAGUGGAGACCCCCGGAGACCCUGCGGACUGCCAUCGCUGUCCCCAGUGCGGGAAGACCUUCAGCAGUCGCACCAACCUGCGCACGCACCAGCGCACCCACAGGGGCAAGAGGCCGCACUGCUGCUCCUACUGCGGCAAGUGCUUCGGGCGGCUGGAGACGCUGAGGACGCACCUGCGCCUGCACACGGGGGAGAAGCCCUACUCCUGCCCCCAGUGCGAGCUGCGCUUCACCAACCUGGGCAACCUGAACUCCCACCAGCGCACGCACACGGGCGAGCGGCCGCACAGCUGCUCCCUGUGCGGGAAGACCUUCAGCGCCGUCGGCACGCUGAAGCGCCACCAGCGCACGCACACGGGGGAGACCCCCUACUCCUGCUCCCAGUGCGGCAAGAGCUUCAGCCAGUCGGGCCACCUGAAGCGGCACCAGCAGAUCCACACGGGCGAGCGGCCGCACUGCUGCUCGCUGUGCGGCAAGAGCUUCACCACCUCGGAGAAGCUCAAGCGGCACGAGCGCAUCCACACGGGCGAGCGGCCCUACUGCUGCUUCCAGUGCGGCAAGAACUUCAGCACCCUGGGCUACCUGAAGACGCACCAGCGCUUCCACACCGGCGAGCGGCCCUACUGCUGCUCCCACUGCGGGAAGAGCUUCAGCCUGCUGGGGCCCCUGAAGGCCCACCAGCGCACCCACACGGGCGAGCGGCCCUACUGCUGCCCCCAGUGCGGCAAGACCUACACCGAAGCCCAGAACCUGAAGAAGCACCUGCGCACGCACACGGGGGAGAGGCCCUACUGCUGCGACUACUGCGGCCUGACCUUCCGGCUCAAGGCGCAGCUGAGGAAGCACCUGUGCGUCCACGGGGGGGACGCCUCGCUCCCAGAGCCCCCGGCCGCCGCCGCCGCUGGGGGCGCGCCCCUCGUCUGAGACCAGGCCGCGGCGGCGUAGCCGGUCCGUCCGGGUGCGGUGCCCGCAAGCCUAGCCACCACUGAGCAUCCCGGAGUCUGCGUCGUCUCCCUGCUGCAGCGGGUCUUGCCUUCUGAGAAGAGCGGGGUUUGCGAGCUCGCAUCCAGCUGUGCCACCGCCGUCGAGUGCGUGCCGAGUUGCACGAGGCUGCGUUUGGGCAAAGCACACGUUUCUCACAAUACCCCCCUUGGUGUAUGCAAAGACGAUGUACUCGAGUGUCUUCUUGUUUAUUUAAAAGCGUGGCA